UCUCCUGUAUUUAGCUACAGUGUAAGACAAUUGGCAGAAAUAUCGCUGUCCAACAUGGUUCCAAUGCUUAUGCUUAGGGUGACAUUGGUCUUAAUGGUUAUAUUGACUGAACUGUAUGCAAAAGAGAACACACAUGACUUCAUCAGUAAAUACAACAAAUACAACACCGUUUGUCGAGGAAUGGGAUACGAAAAAAAAAGUUGCAAAGGAAAAUACCAUGGAGUCAUUGCUUUCCAUGCUCGAACUUCGACCGCUCUUCAAAAUCUCGGUAGCUAUGCUGUAGUUGUAUUUGGGAAGGUAACUCUAAACUCUGGGUCCGCCUACAACGGUAACACAGGGAUAUUCACAGCACCAACAGAUGGUAUCUACUCCUUCACAUGGACUAUUUUGACGUCGCCUGGGUCAAAUUUUUUCACCGAAAUUGUCAUGAAUGGAAAUAUAGUUGGUUAUGAUUAUGCUAACGGUAAAUCUGGCGGUUCUCACCACGAAUCUUCCUCAACAACAGCAGUGAUUAGAAUGAAGAAGAAAGAGAGGGUCUGGAUAAGAACACAUGGUAAGGAGGGAAGAUAUGCAUACGCAGCCUGGUCGUCAUUCUCCGGGUUUCGAUUGUAAACAUAAAUAUGUAUGGGGAAAAUAAAGGAAUCACAUAUUU
Messenger RNA from Ostrea edulis (European flat oyster), 652 nucleotides. RefSeq names its product heavy metal-binding protein HIP-like. The record is from RefSeq and is a predicted model, not a curated record. The transcript has 3 exons. The coding region runs from base 55 to 612 and encodes 185 amino acids. Lineage: Eukaryota; Metazoa; Mollusca; Bivalvia; Ostreida; Ostreidae. Gene Ontology annotation, molecular function: protein binding.